This is a messenger RNA of Solanum dulcamara, 1029 nucleotides long. RefSeq names its product protein HHL1, chloroplastic. The coding region runs from base 123 to 824 and encodes 233 amino acids. NCBI's taxonomy places the organism in Eukaryota, Viridiplantae, Streptophyta, Magnoliopsida, Solanales, Solanaceae. The record is from RefSeq and is a predicted model, not a curated record. The transcript has 6 exons.
AUCUCCCAACUCACAAGCACUAGAAUGAUUUGUCUCUCCAUCCACCUUGCAAAGAUACAUAACUCAAAAACGUAUACACGAAAGGAAAACUCACUCACAAUAUCAGGAAAAAAAUAGAAACAAUGGAAGUGACUAUGUCUUUGAAUCCACUUUUUAGAUUACCCCUUUCAAAUUCAAGAAGCCAUGAAGAUUUGUCACUGCUUAAACAUUCACUGCUCUCCACAAGAACAAUAAGAACAACCCAAAAGAGAAAAUUGUUAGUCGUUGAAGCAAAGGGAAGGAAAGGAGGUAUGGCUGCUCGUCAAUACCAACGUAUGGCUCCUCCUAUGCCCAAGAUUGAAGAUGAUGGAAACCCCAAAUUCGUUAUUUUUAUACGAAUGGCUAAUGUUUAUCUUUGGUACCCCCUCAAUAUCGUAACCGGUGGAACGACUGCAAAAAUUAUGGUUGCUGCAAAAGACAAUUUCCUUGGGAAAUAUAUAUACAAAGAUACUCUGGCUAGGAAUCUCGCAGCAGUGAUUUACAAUGAUGAGAAGGAAAUACAGAAAUUGGCAAUGAAACAGCAUCGUGUAUUGAAGUCCGCAACAGAAUUUAGAUAUGGAUACAAACUUGUCGAGAACAACAAUUUGAGGGCUGCCCUUUCUACGUCAGAUGUGAUUGAGCUUCCGACCCCAGAUAAGCUUAAAACCGUUGUUGAUAAGGUGAAGGACUUUUUCGGAGAUGCUAAGGAGUCAUUUGGUAAGCUGACAGCCCUUCCAGCGUCGGAGUCAUCAGAGGAAGUUUCACCAAAAGAAGGAUCCAAAGAUAAAAUCAGGGCCAAGAAGUGAAAACGAGCUCCCAUAGACGAGAAAACUGAGGAACUAUACUCCAAACUUCAAAGCAUACUUGUUAAACAAAAAGUGUACUGUCCUUGAUUUUCCAUGCUUUUGAUUGAUUAGACUGUAAUAUACUGGACAAACUCUACUGGAAUUUUUUGUUAAAUAACCUUAAUUUAGUUAAGAUGAAAUGCAUCAGUAAGGUUUUUGUCAGCCA